UAAUGGACUCCGUUUUCGGAAUUUGAGGGGAUGACUGGGCAAUCGUUGCCUCAGACUCAGUAGUAGCUUACUCUAUCAUGAAGUUGAAGAGCAAUGAAGAUAAGAUCUACCACUUGGAUGACACAAAAGUAAUGGCUAUCGCUGGAGACACUUGCGAUAGAGAAAGAUUCGCUAGUUAUAUUCAGAGAAGCUUGGAUUGGUACAAAUACAAGAAUGGGUAUGAACUUGAUCUCGAUGCCACAGCAGAAUUCACAAGAACCGAGCUAGCCACUGCUAUUAGAAAGGGACCAUAUAAUGUAAACCUACUGAUCGCCGGAUAUGAUGAGAAGGAUGAAAAAGCUAGAUUAUAUUGGCUUGAUUACUUUGGAACUCUUCAAGAAGUCAAGAAGGGAGCUCAUGGCUAUGCAAACUACUUCACGUCCUCAGUUCUUGACAAUCAUUACAAGAAAGAUAUGACUCUUGACGAAGGUAUUGAAUGUGUCAAGGACUGUAUUAAGGAACUCCAGACCAGGUUCUUGCUUAGCCAGCCUGGAUUCGUCAUCAAGAUCAUAACUAAGGAUGGUAUCAAGGUAGAAACUGUUGGAUAACGA
This is a messenger RNA of Moneuplotes crassus, 590 nucleotides long. Lineage: Eukaryota; Ciliophora; Spirotrichea; Euplotida; Euplotidae. The record is from the annotation of a GenBank genome assembly.